AUGUACCAGAGUAGAGGUCAACUAUUCUUUGUCUAUGGUAGUGGUGGCACAGGGAAGACAUAUCUUUGGAGAGCUUUAAUAUCCAAGCUUCGCUCUGAAGAACAAAUUGUACUUGCAGUGGCAUCAUCAGGACUAGAAGCUUUAGUACUUCCUUCUGGCAGAACUGCCCAUUCAAGGCAUGGCUUUGAAGCACUUGACCGGACUUUUCGAUAUGUUAUGCAGCUUCAUGACCAAUCGUCAAUGGACAAAGUUUUUGGAGGCAAGGUAGUAGUCUUAGGAGGAGAUUUUCGGCAAAUACUACCUGUUGUUCCAAAGGGAGGACGAGUAGAAAUUGUAGAUGCAUCUGUGAGCAAAUCCAAAACCAUAUGGCCAGAGUGCAUUGUCCACACACUAAGGAAAAAUAUGCGGAUAAAGUGGUCAAACCUAGACCAAGUCGAUAUAGAGAGAUCAGAGUUCAGCAAAUGGGUACUAGAUAAGGGAAAUGGGUAUAUUCCAGCAACAACAAAAGAAGGCGAGGAGGAACCGACAUGGAUAGAAAUACCAAAGAACUUACUUAUAAAUGGAGCCGAUCCUAUUGCUGCAUUGGUUGAAGAGGUGUACCCGAAAAUUUUGCACAGUUACAUGGACCCAAAGUACCUCCAACAACGGGCCAUACUUGCUCCAAAAAAUGAAACAGUUGACAACAUCAAUGGAUAA
Molecule: messenger RNA, 696 nt
Organism: Spinacia oleracea (spinach)
Lineage: Eukaryota; Viridiplantae; Streptophyta; Magnoliopsida; Caryophyllales; Amaranthaceae
Exons: 2
Coding region: 1-696 (231 amino acids)
Biological process (GO): DNA repair; telomere maintenance
Molecular function (GO): DNA helicase activity
Source: RefSeq, a predicted model, not a curated record